AUGUCAUGCGAUUUCCGGGGAAAAGAUCUAUACAGUGUUCAGAUUUCAGGAGAACAUUGUGGUGGUAAAUGUGCUCAAACUCCAGGAUGCACUCAUUUCGCAUGGACUAAGUACAACGGUGGUACGUGUUGGAUGAAAACAGGUGGAGCAUCGAAAAGUGAUGCAUUCGCAACCAGUGAUCCGAAUAUGGUCUGUGGUGUCAUAGCUAACAAACCAGAAAAUAAAGCUAGCGGAACUACUACUCGAUACUGGGACUGCUGCAAGCCCAGUUGUGGUUGGCCUGGAAAAGUUUCCGGAUCGAAUGCUCAUGUGAAAAGCUGUCGUAGAGACGGUUACGGUACAUGGAAUGAUGGAAAUGUGCGUAGUGGAUGUGAUGGAGGUGAAGCCUUUUCUUGCAAUAAUCAUAUACCAUGGGCUGUGAGUAAUCAACUUGCCUAUGGAUUUGCUGCCGCAACAAUACCAGGAUUAUCGGAACAGCAACGUUGCUGCGCUUGCUACAAAUUAGAUUUCACGAGUGGUCCCGUUGUCGGAAAGUCGAUGAUUGUGCAGAUCGUUAACAGCGGUUCUGAUGUAAGUGCAAAUCAAUUUGACUUGCAAAUUCCUGGUGGAGGCGUUGGAAUUUUCAAUGGCUGUACUUCCCAGUGGAAAUCGCCAAGUGAAGGUUGGGGCAGACGCUACGGUGGUGUUUCGUCUCGUCAAGAGUGCUAUAAUCUUCCCCCUGCUAUUCGAGAUGGGUGCUUUUUUAGAUUUGACUGGUUUAAAGGAGCCGACAAUCCAAAUAUGGUGUAUUCUAGAGUGCAAUGUCCUAAAGAGCUUGUCAAACGUACGGGAUGCUCUCGAAACGACUAA
This is a messenger RNA of Rotaria sp. Silwood1, 849 nucleotides long. The record is from the annotation of a GenBank genome assembly. Lineage: Eukaryota; Metazoa; Rotifera; Eurotatoria; Philodinida; Philodinidae.